UUUGCUACCACAAAAGGAUAUCCUGUUAUAUUCUUUCUCCUCCAUUAUGGGCGCCAACAUCCAGCUCGGGACUGUGCUGUGAGCGACUGGAGCUUUUGGAGCGGUUGUGCCAAGCCCUGCCAGCCUUCAGAGCGGGUCCGUGUUCGUCACGUAGAGCAGCAGGCCGGCAACAGUGGAGAGCUCUGUCCCAGUCUAGAGCAACGAAGCGGCUGCAGGGAGUACCGAGACCGCCAGGGGGGCCGCUGUGGACAGCUCUCAGGCCCUGCAUUCAUCACCAGCAUGGAGUUUGGCAAGCGGAGGCCGAAGCGUGACCACUACGGAGACCCACUGGACCCUGGGUUCUGUGUUGAAUUCAAACUGGAGUCCCGGACGCCCCACUGUACAGUGGAGAACCGGCCACACACACACUGGAUGCGCUACAUAACCGAAGGAUUUAAAGUGUGUGUGGCGUGUGAACCUCCUGCCAUGCACAACAAUAGUGGCAGCUGCCAAGGAGACGGCCUGGAAUCAGACAAAGAAGCGUUGCUCCACUGGCAGGCGGUGGGGAACCACCAGUGCAGCGGGACAUGGAAGAAGAUCCAGAAAAGCCAGCGGUGCAACUGUCCGCCACAACACAGCUUCGUCUUCAUCUGACCGGAACGUUCUCCGAUCUGGUGUCCACAAUAACAUUUCACAGCGUCAGCGAGACUGAAAUACAGUAUUCAGAUCAGAUGCUUCAAAAGGUGUUCAACUCUAGGGAGAGACUUAAGACUUGACUGUGGUGCAAUGCAAUGUUGUCUCUAAUAUACACUACCGUUCAAAAGUUUGGGAUCACCCAGACAAUUUCGUGUCUUCCAUGAAAAAUCACACUUUUAUUUAUCAAAUGAAUAUAAAAUAGUCAAGACAUUGACAAGGUUAGAAAUAAUGAUUUUGUUCUACAAACUUCAAGCUCAAAGGAAGGCCAGUUGUAUAGCUUAUAUCACCAGCAUAACUGUUUUCAGCUGUGCUAACAUAAUUGCACGGGUUUUCUAAUCAGAUAUUAGUCUUCUAAGGCGAUGAGCAAACACAAUGUAUUAGAACACUGGAGUGAUCGUUGCUGUAAAUGGGCCUCUAUACACCUAUGGAGAUAUUUCAUUAGAAACCAGAC
Molecule: messenger RNA, 1126 nt
Organism: Pseudoliparis swirei
Lineage: Eukaryota; Metazoa; Chordata; Actinopteri; Perciformes; Liparidae
Product: somatomedin-B and thrombospondin type-1 domain-containing protein
Exons: 4
Source: RefSeq, a predicted model, not a curated record